Pygoscelis adeliae (Adelie penguin) is the source of this 722-nucleotide messenger RNA. It is a transcript of the gene MRPS5, whose product is annotated as mitochondrial ribosomal protein S5. Lineage: Eukaryota; Metazoa; Chordata; Aves; Sphenisciformes; Spheniscidae. The coding region runs from base 59 to 358 and encodes 99 amino acids. The record is from RefSeq and is a predicted model, not a curated record. Gene Ontology annotation, biological process: translation. Gene Ontology annotation, molecular function: structural constituent of ribosome; RNA binding. The transcript is spliced from 2 exons. Gene Ontology annotation, cellular component: ribosome.
UGGUCUUCGUUGCCACCGAGCUAUCAUCACCAUCUGCAAACUAAUUGGCAUUAAAGAUAUGUACGCCAAGGUUUCUGGAUCCAAAAACUUGAUUAACAUUACCAGAGCUCUCUUUAAAGGCUUGACACAACAGGAGACCCACCAACAGUUAGCGAACCAAAAGAGUCUCUAUGUAGUGGAGUUCCGGGAGGAGCAGGGCCCUCUGCCCAUCGUGGUGGCACUGCCUGAGGGGACUGUCCGCGAGGAUCCCGAGCUUGAAGAUGAGGUUCCAGACACAAAGCUGGAGUGGAGUGAGGUGAAAGAAGCUCAGGGAAUGAAGAAAUCUCCCUGGGCAAAUGUCAGACGGACAGUAUGGUAAAAGCUUCAGUCCCUCUGUCUCUUCUGCUCAGAGAUGCAACUGGGAAAGCCCAGCCCAAAUGGACAGGUUGUAUAGGCUUACAUUUCAGAGGAGGGCACCAGUAGCUCUCUCAUGCCAUUCAUAUUGCUGCUCCCAUUGCUACCAUUAAGUAACAUUGUUUGCUUUCCCACAAUUCUUCUGACCACUGUUUGACUAGGGACGUUCAGAUGGAGACAGCCAGUGAACAUGACUUUGACUUCAGGCAUGCAUUUACUUGAUUCUUGAAGAUGAUGUUUAAUCAACAGAUCCCAUGUUUUUUUCACAAGCUCUUGGGAAACUACUGAAAAGAUAAGAUUGUGAAAGCAAUAAAGAAUCCUCAGAAUGA